AUGUCGACAACCUUCCAGAUAAUUUUCGAAGGACGCGUCUAUGUAUACACCAGACGAAUCUUAGGCUUUGAGGACGUUAUCGGGAAAGCGUAUAGACUUCUUCAGGGGACAUCGAAGGGUGCUUCCGCUUUUGAUGCUCUCCACCAAGGAAUAGCAACAAAGUGGAUCUUGCAAGAUGAUGUUGUGAAGCCUUUCGGAGACAAACGCCAGUUGCUUACCUUUGUUUGUUCAUUCAAUCUCGAUCGCGACGUCCUGUGUUACUCUGACGAGAGUGGGCAUAUCCAACUUCCCUUGGAUCGUCUACGCAAGCCUCCGCAACCACAACGACAAGAGUUCACUCCUUUCGAAAUAGUACCUCCUGCUCAGUUGGACCUCGCUGAGUUUCCGCCACCGUACCAUAGUCCUUCAACCCCCAUAUCCGCACGCCGUCUUGCAUUUCUUUCGCGCAUUCUUUCAGACUUUGCAGAACAAUGGCGCCACAUACUCAGGUCUUCUUACGCAGAGUCUACCUUUCGGAGACUCGCAAAGGCAAUUGUCAGUUUAGCAACGUGCGAGUUUUGA
This is a messenger RNA of Lachnellula hyalina, 561 nucleotides long. RefSeq lists its product as uncharacterized. The transcript has 3 exons. Lineage: Eukaryota; Fungi; Ascomycota; Leotiomycetes; Helotiales; Lachnaceae. The coding region runs from base 1 to 561 and encodes 186 amino acids. The record is from RefSeq and is a predicted model, not a curated record.